CGAUGAAAAUUGACAUUUACGUGACGAAUUAUCACUUGCUGCAGCCAUUCGUAUCUAAAAAUGGUAUAAUAAGCGGUUAUAAAUAGAGUGUUCUUCACAAAAACAGCAGUUUGAUUCGACCGAAACUUCACACCAUUUUUUUUAAAGGGCGGCAGAAGCGCACUGCGCUUGUGUAACUACUGUUUUUCUAAGAGAACAAAAAAUGAAAUACAAAGUUACUUUUAUCAACUCUUGCAAAACUGUAAAAAUGUGUGUUUUUUACCUGUGACUGAAUGUUUAACUCUCUUUUCUUGUUCUCUUCCUUUCGAAGAAGGUCAGCCACAAAAAAAUAUAUUCUUUCUUUGAAAGUGUACGCCAUUAGAAUAGUUUCAGUAUAUUAGUUUAAAAUAGAAAGUUGUUGACGUACGUGUAAAAAUGUACCGAAAUACUAUUAUCAAAUUCAGAAAGCGUUAUCUUCCGUCGCAGUGAGAGAUGAACUCAAUUGCUUAUAAGUACAAACCGGUACGGUUGGCUCGUAAGUGGAACAGAUCUGCAUGAUAGAGACGAAUGAUCUAUUAGACGAAAUCUUAGCUACUCCAACAAAGUUCGUUAGUCGUAAGACUCCCUCUAGUCCCCCUCAGGAUUAAGUCAUAAAAUGAAUUUCACAAUUUUCUAGAUAUGCAAUUUUUUUCAAUAAAAUAUGUCGAGAGCAAGUCUAAGUUCUUUUAUCAAAGAUAAUCAUGUUGUUACAAAAAACAUCAACCUUAUUUUCUCAAUUUGUCUAAACUUACUCAUUUUUUUAAUCGAAAUUUUUUUUAACUCCCUAAAAAGCUCAAUCAGAACAGUGUUAGCUGAGAAAAACUUCGCAACUUAUCUCAACAAUGUUUUGUUAGAGACCAGAUUUAAGGUGUCACUGCCGUUCAAAGAGAAAUAUCAGUUUUUUUUGCAAAAUCUAAGUGAAAAAAUUUAAGGUUUGCAGAUUACCAAUUGAGUGGCAUUUCUUCUUGAGUAAUAAUAAAAACGUGAGUAAGGAACCCGCAAAUGGGUGUUUUUCGAAGCCUCUCGUUUUAACUGGCAGUACAUGACCUAACAUACCGGUCGGUUUUUGCCGGUUUUUACUCGUCUGAAAAUUUUUUUCAACCGGCCGGAUCGGACCGAUUUGAAAAUUCUGGACCGGUUACAACUUUGCAAUACGACGCAUCGCGCGACAUAACGUCCGAAUAUAAAAAUUUCAGAACUACCAAUUUAGUGAUUUCAGUCGCUUCCAAACAGAAAAUAAGCAUCACCACUCGACUCAGCAUGAUCGAUUAGCUAUAUUUCAAGGUUUUUUGGAGUGACCCAAGGUCAGCUGGUCGAAAUCGGGGCUCUUAGAAAAACGCUUAUGGUAGCAGGUCUCUAGCUGCUUCCUAUCCGAAGUUAUUCAACUUACAACCGACUCCAUUGUUCAUUGACAUGGAUAGUAGUUCAAAGUGUCAGUCCAAACACCAGGCGAAUCUAAGAUUGGAGUAGUACAAUUCAGUACAAUUUAGAAUUAAUCAGGCUGAUGGAAUAUUGGCCUAAGCUAAUGUCAAACCAGGAAGAUAUUCAUGCAUAAUCGAACAGAAUUGAUCAUUUGUGCUGAAACAUUUCUUGGAGUCAAAAAAACUCGAUUGACUAGGUGAGCCGAGCAUUUCCUGUUUGGACAGAAAAAUUUUCCGACUGUGGCCAGUUCUGAUGCCGUCAUUUUUCGUGCUGAUCGUUACCGUGGCUCGUCUUUGACACGAUCUAACAGCCUAUAAAUCCUAGUUACGCCACUGGAAAUAUGUUACAUCUACUCUAUUUAUUUCAUUUGUGAGAUGAGAUUUAAGAAUUAGUUACAAGAAUUAAAAAGUGCCUGUAGGAGUAACAAACAUUCUUUUGUCGAAGAAAUUUUAUAUUUUCAGUUUCUUGUAGUUUUAAUAAAAUAAAAGAUGAAACUAUUGCUCUACAUAAAAAAGUUUUGUGAAAUCUUAUCUGUACGAUAGUGAAUCCAGAGAGAAGCCUGAACUGUGAUACCCUGGUCACCAAACAUGCAAAGAAAUAAAGAAUAAGCACAUGCCGUAGUGUAUUGUGUAAUAAGCAGUGUAACUAGUGUAUUUUUUUCGGUUUGGAACCUCUUUUUAGAAUAACUUUUAUAACUUCAGAAGGAAAAUGACUUGAAACGAUAAAAUUAUAAGGUACAGCUAAUUUUUGAUAGUGAAUCAAAUGGGUGCUUUUUAUCGAAAAAUAAGUUUAUUUUCUUCGUUUCCUGGCCCAGAUGACUAAUGCUUGAUGGCUUGGCGACUGAAUCUUGGCUUGAGUUCUUUAUUCAAAGCAAAAACAUAACAGUGCUUCCUCUUUGAACUUGCAGCGCCUUACUUGAGAAAAGUAUAAUUUAUUGUUUACUUUGAAGCUUUUUGAAAUAAAACUAUAAAAUAAGUUUUAUUUAUGGCAUAAAAAUAAUUCUGUUGUUUUAAGGCUUUCACCUUUUUAGUCGUAGUCAGCCUGGUUUAGUUUACUAAUCAACGCAUACUCGUGGUUGCUGAAUUUUACCAAAACUUUUAACUAUUUCAGCCUUUUGUUCUUUGUUUCUACUUCUACGGUCCUACAAACUAUUUGUCAGUGCGUUUAUUAGUAAAAACCUGUUGGAAGCUUUCCUAACUGAUUGAUUGGAUAUAGACAUGCAACGGUUACGGAUAUUAACCGAUAACCGUAAUCGGUCAUAACCGUAACCAUUGCAUGUCCAUGUGGCAAUCAUUGCAACAUUAAUUUUGUACCAGAAGGAGACCAAGAGAAAGGAUCAAAAAUUUAUAAUGAUUUUAUGUUUUCACAAUUAAUACUUGAGUUAAUAUUAUUUCAUAUCCAGUGAUCAAAGUCAAAUCGAGAAGAAUUUAUUCAAUUAUGGCAACAAUGUUAUAGUGAUAAUAAAAAACAAAUGUCUGUUCUUGAAGAAUUUCGUUGUUCUUAUACAGAAGAAAAUGUUCGAUGGUGGUAUACACGUGACUGUUGUUUAUAUAAAACAUUAAAUAAAACCAUAUGUUCAAAUGAUAUAGAAAUGAUUAUAACAUGUCAAUUUUUGCUAAUAGAUUUAUAUAAGAAAUUAGAAAAAUUAAAAACUGAACAACAACAAUUAUCAACACCAGACGUUUAUUGUGGAGUAUUAAUAGAUGAAUACUAUUUGCAUAAAAUAGAAAAAUCAAUUAAUGAAUAUAUUUCAAUGAAUUGGUUGUUAUUUGGUUCUGAUAAUCGACAAUUGAUUAUUGAUUUCAUUGAAACGUCAUUAAUAUCCAGAAAUAAUUUAAAGCGAGUAUUAUUUCACAUCCAUAUUGAUAAUUCAUCAUGUAUAAAACCAUUUGCUUAUAUUAAUGGUGAACAAUAUUUUAUGAACAACAAUAAUAAUAAUAAUGAACAAGAGAUUUUAUUUAUGAUUGAUUCAAUAUUUCAAAUAAAUAGUAUUAGAAAAACAGAUAAUUAUUCAAUAAUAGAUUUACGACUAUGUAAUGAAAUGACAAACAACAUCAAUUUUGCUCAAUCGAAUAAAUCAUUAAAAUAUUAUGAAGAAUCCUUGAUUGACACAAAUCACAUGACUUACGGUCCCUUAGGUCACCUUCAUCGUCACAUGAACUAUUUCAAAAAGGUUGUUAAUCAACAUGGAAAAUUAAUUUUACUUAAAAUAUUUCAGUUAAAUAAUUUAAAUAAUAAAAAUGAAGAAAAUGUUGCAUCUAUUUAUAAAAAAAUUGGGUUAUUCUUUGACGAAAAAAAUGAUAAUUAUCAUACAUUAAAAUAUUAUUGUUUAUUCAUGAAAAGAAAUGAAAAAUUAAAUGGUAAUACGCCUGAAGUGAUACCGAUUUAUAAUGAAUUAGUUCGUUUAUAUGUUAAUCAAAUGAAAUAUGAUGAAGCAUUAUUAUACUAUGAAAAAAUAUUAAAUAUUCAACAAAAAUUUCCAUUGUUAAAUUAUCAUCAUAUAUCGAAAACAUAUGAAAAUAUUGCAAAUAUGUAUAAAAAUGGCAAACAAUUUGAUUUAGCUUUCACUUAUUUUCAAAAAGCAAUUGAAGUCUAUCGUCAAUCAGCAUAA
This is a messenger RNA of Didymodactylos carnosus, 4051 nucleotides long. Lineage: Eukaryota; Metazoa; Rotifera; Eurotatoria; Philodinida; Philodinidae. The record is from the annotation of a GenBank genome assembly.